Molecule: messenger RNA, 735 nt
Organism: Psylliodes chrysocephalus
Lineage: Eukaryota; Metazoa; Arthropoda; Insecta; Coleoptera; Chrysomelidae
Source: the annotation of a GenBank genome assembly
AUGAACUCAAGUAAUAAACAAGAGACGAAAGUAGAAAAGUCAGCAAAGAAAUUUACCAGGCAUUUUCACGUAGGGUUCUAUGAAAAGUAUAAAUGGUUAACCGGCUGCAGUCUUUGGAAUAAGACUCAAAACAUUGGCUUAGAACCUGAAAGAAAGAGAAUUAGAAUUAAUAAUGUCGGCGACAGAGAGACCUCCUAUCGUCGAUUAUACGCCGAAAUUUUUGAUAAUAUUUUACAACAAAUGAACUGUCGAUUUCAAAACUUUAACGAAUUAAAAUAUGUUGAAUUGUGCAAUUUUAAUAUUAGUAACUACGAUUUAUCAAAAUGUUCAUCAGAAGCUUUUAAUUCACUAAAAUUAAAUUAUGGAAAUUUUUUCGAUAUUCCAGCAUUAAAGUCCCAGUUAAGUGUUGUUUAUGAAACACCUGAAAUUAGUGAUAAAAAGACGCCCAUCAAUGUGUUAAAUUUUCUUAUAACAACUGGUUUAAAUAAGUCCCUUUGUGAAGUCGUUAAGUUGUGUGAAUUAGUACUAACCAACCCAGCCACAAGUACGUCAGUUGAGCGAAGUUUUUCAGCUUUAAAGCGCAUUAAAAGUUUUAUACGAAAUUCAACAAGUGAAGACAGACUCUCUAAUUUACCGUCAAUAUCCAUUGAAAAAGAGCUUGUUAAACAGUUAUCAGAAAAUCCAAAAUUGUACGAUGUUAUAGACAAAUUUGCAGCCAUUGAGGAUAAGGAAUAG